This is a messenger RNA of Tigriopus californicus, 3475 nucleotides long. Its product is annotated as longitudinals lacking protein, isoforms A/B/D/L-like. Gene Ontology annotation, biological process: regulation of transcription by RNA polymerase II. Gene Ontology annotation, molecular function: protein binding. The record is from RefSeq and is a predicted model, not a curated record. Bases 267 to 1811 code for a protein of 514 amino acids. Gene Ontology annotation, cellular component: nucleus. The transcript is spliced from 5 exons. NCBI's taxonomy places the organism in Eukaryota, Metazoa, Arthropoda, Copepoda, Harpacticoida, Harpacticidae.
UUUCCUUAUGGGAAUAGAAAACGGGGACGCCCAUGCUAGGAGAUCCUUUCUUCCAGUUACACCGCGUUAGUUGGCCCCCGUCUGAGGUGCCCCUUUCGUUCAUAUUUGAAGUCCCCUUUUGUCAAGUGCUACCGAGAAGUGGGUGGGUCGCGAGCUUGUCAGUUGUGUAUCCCAUCUAGUCAAUCGUGAAGGAUCAAGACAAAGAUAUUCCUUGCGGGCUUUGAAGGUGUCCAUCAUUGCAGUUCGGCCACCGUCCCAUUGUCAAAAUGGGAACAGAGCAACAGUAUUGCCUCAAGUGGAAUAAUCAUCGCUCCACUAUCCUAUCAGUGUUCGACACACUCUUAGAAGAAGAGAGUUUGGUGGAUGUGACGUUGAGUGCCGAUGGUCAAUUCCUGAGAGCCCAUCGCGUUAUUUUGUCCGCAUGUUCACCAUAUUUCAGGAGCCUCUUCCGUUCUUCGUUUCUCCUCGACAAGGCCCCCGUCAUCGUUCUUAAAGAUGUGGACUUUGACAACCUCAAAUCCCUGGUCGAAUUUAUGUACAAAGGAGAGGUCAACGUGCCUCAACACAUGCUGCCCACAUUCUUAAGAACGGCAGGAUCGCUUCAAAUUCGCGGAUUAGCGGAAGGUGGAAGCAAACAUUAUGAAGGCCAGAUGGGCGUAGAUGCCCCCUCAUCUUCUUUCCCCGCCUUUCCCUCUCCAAACAACCACUCCACACCCAGAGGAGGUGGUUCCGGGACUGGGAGUGGAGGAGCAACGUUUAAAGAGAGGAAAAGCACCAAUAGCACCGCCAAUAAUGUCAGCGGGGGUGGCAUUUUAGCAGCUAGACUAGCUCAGCUGAGUUCAGAAAACACGUCUCCGUUUCUCGAUUUUGGAACUGACUCGUUGCUAUCGCGCCCACCAAGUCAUCAAGGGCAUCAUCAGCCACCGCCCAAGAAAUCUAGGAAAUCUGAGAAACCAACUCACAAGGACGAGUCGAAAAAGGAGAACAAACUCAAGAUCCCUCCGUCUUCCCCAAGCAGCAAUAAGUCUAUUUCCCAAAGCAACAUCCCCAAGAUCUUGUCUUCGAACAACAAUAGCUAUGACAUCGAAGAAGGUGCUCUGAAGAUUGACGAAGACAUCGACAACGGCAAGGAUCACAUGGGUGAAGACUCGAUCGCCGACAAAGACGAGGACGAUAUUGUUGACUUAGAUGGUUCUAAUGGUAUCGACAGUGAGGAGGAAGAAGAGCCUUCCAUGCCUGGACCUGACGGGCAUGACUCCCCAGCUACCUUACCACGUGCAUUAAUCAACCCAUGGACUGGAGAAGAAAUGAGUCUGAACUACGAUGCCGGAGAAAGUCCGAACCAUCGAGGCGGAGGUGACGGUGGAUCCUUGUUCCCGUCACUUCUGGAUCCUGCCACCCUUUUGGCAGCGGCUACCCGAGCUCAUAGUGGGCUGGUUGGCGACAUAGGCAAUAACGGGAGUGAGCUCUCGCCCGGAGGCCACAGUGGUUCAAGCGGCAGUCGAUCCAACAAUGCUGGAGCCGGCGGGGGCGGGGGCAGUAUCAGUGGCAAUGGCGACGGGAGCUUGUCGGACCGAGAUCCUAGUAGCAAUAAGUAUGCGUGUUCACGAUGCGGCCGCAGCUACCUUCAUCAAGCCACGCUCGUGCGGCAUCAGCGCUAUGAAUGCGGCAUUUCCGCUAGUUACCCAUGCUCGCUCUGUGGCCGGAAAUUUAAGCGCCGAGAUGUACUGAAAGGUCACAUGGAGAAGUGCGUGAACAAGUCGACUGCAGGUGUGGUCAGCGCCUCUUUCCCAACCACUCUUAGCUCGUAAAAUGGAUCGUCCAUCAUUGUUCAAAUCAAUUGCUAGUUCAGAUGACUCGCACAAGUCAACCCAGGCAUUGGCAGAAGAAAGUCCCCGAACAAGCCAAGCAACACACAUGAUAAUAUCUGUUUGUAAAUGUUUCCUAGCUACGUCGUGAUUCGUGGGCAGCAAUCCUACCAACCAGUUUAUGCCAUAUCUUCUGAUUGGGAAGGUACUUCGAACUAGUGGUAAAUUUCCCCGAUAUGUUGAAAGGAGUCUAGAUGCAACUCCUGCUUUCGUUUCUCUCCCCUCCUCUCCCGAACACACACACACUCCAAUAUUUUUUGGGGCCGACUCAGUAUGGUUAUUAGAUGUUCCGCCUGCCCUUCCCCACUCCUUUUGUCCCCAUCUCGAUUCGUUAUCAAUAUGAAACAGGAUCAUAUUCGUGUCCUGUUAAUUUUGUGUUGCAGAAACAAACUCAUUUUGAAAAAAAAAAUGAUUAAUAUACUCGCCCCAACUUCACUUGAUAAUUUAUCGUCAUCAUUGCAGUUACCCAUCUCUCUCACACUCUCUUCCUUCUCGUAUCCCAAUCUCUCUCUCCUUCCUUACAUACAUGAGUAUGACCUUUUGAAUCUGGAUCACAACUUGCAUAUUGUUCAAUCUAAAAAAGCACAAAAACAUACCCUAGGUCACAAUCCCUUUAAUUCGUUUGAACAAUACUCCUCACAAUACGAAAUGACAAAAUGACAAGUCUCGUUUCUUUUGUCCUCGGCCAGUUUCCGAGUUGUCAUUUUAGUCAUGCGGAUUACUUGAGCAAUGUCCCCAAUUUGGCCUUUGGAAGGGACUGGGUGGUUCGAAGUUUGAGGGAGCGACACGCCUUGUAAAAACUCUCAAACCUUUCCUUCUUUAACACGAGUAAUUUAUUAACGUGAGCACGAUUCUCCUUUAAAUUAUGAUUUUUGCUAUUACUGCAUCCAUUACGAAUAUCACUUAUCAUUAUUAUUAUUACAAUUAUUAUCAUUAUUAUCAUUAUCGGAACUGUAGCCCCUACUCCGACAACUUGAGCUAUCUUGAGCAACUCUAUUUCAAUCGCCCUCGUUAGUGUUGUCGUACAUUUUCUGCAUCUUGAAUUAUUUCUACCCACUAAACUGUUGUUACUGCGUAGUUAGUUUCAAUCAUUUUAUCCUUUACCACCCAUGUGCAAUCAAACCAAUUAUCCCUUAUUUCUCUUCCUCUUCUUCAUCCUUCGUUUUCACAUGAGGAUGACCAUUUACUUCCAGAGUAAUCAUUAGUUUGUUCUUCAAUUUUCCACGUGACUUUUUUUCUUGGAAAAAAGUGCGCCAAAGUAAUUCCUAGUCAGUCAUAAUUGUGUCACCCAUGAGCCUUGUUCCCUCCUUCCCAAGUAAUUGCCCAAGAUCAACGCCUCUCGUUCCUCGGUAUCCUCGAUCCUCAUCCAUUUUAGUUGCAAAAAGAUACAUCGACACCAAACUACUAGAUAGAAACCCACUUGACCAAUUAAACCCAGAGUGCCAUAUACCACAUCAAACUGUUUUCCUUUGAUGAUCCCCAGACCCUAGUUACCGAAAAGUCUCAAUCCCGACUCAAUUUUCUUGGCUCUCAUAUGUCCGAACACAAACUCUACUACCUACCUAUUUGCAUCUUCAGCAACAAUAAAUCACAAUUUCUGAGUUCAA